Rana temporaria (common frog) is the source of this 789-nucleotide messenger RNA. Its product is annotated as extensin-1-like. The transcript has a single exon. The record is from RefSeq and is a predicted model, not a curated record. NCBI's taxonomy places the organism in Eukaryota, Metazoa, Chordata, Amphibia, Anura, Ranidae. The annotation marks the transcript as partial.
CCUGUGCUGUUCUCCAGUCCCCCACCUGUGCUGUUCUCCAGUCCCCCACCCGUGCUGUUCUCCAGUCCCCCACCUGUGCUGUUCUCCAGUCCCCCACCUGUGCUGUUCUCCAGUCCCCCACCCGUGCUGUUCUCCAGUCCCCCACCUGUGCUGUUCUCCAGUCCCCCACCCGUGCUGUUCUCCAGUCCCCCACCCGUGCUGUUCUCCAGUCCCCCACCCGUGCUGUUCUCCAGUCCCCCACCUGUGCUGUUCUCCAGUCCCCCACCUGUGCUGUUCUCCAGUCCCCCACCCGUGCUGUUCUCCAGUCCCCCACCCGUGCUGUUCUCCAGUCCCCCACCUGUGCUGUUCUCCAGUCCCCCACCCGUGCUGUUCUCCAGUCCCCCACCCGUGCUGUUCUCCAGUCCCCCACCCGUGCUGUUCUCCAGUCCCCCACCUGUGCUGUUCUCCAGUCCCCCACCCGUGCUGUUCUCCAGUCCCCCACCCGUGCUGUUCUCCAGUCCCCCACCUGUGCUGUUCUCCAGUCCCCCACCCGUGCUGUUCUCCAGUCCCCCACCUGUGCUGUUCUCCAGUCCCCCACCCGUGCUGUUCUCCAGUCCCCCACCUGUGCUGUUCUCCAGUCCCCCACCCGUGCUGUUCUCCAGUCCCCCACCCGUGCUGUUCUCCAGUCCCCCACCCGUGCUGUUCUCCAGUCCCCCACCCGUGCUGUUCUCCAGUCCCCCACCCGUGCUGUUCUCCAGUCCCCCACCUGUGCUGUUCUUCAGUUCCCCACCUGUGCUGUUCUUCAGUCCC